Molecule: messenger RNA, 2036 nt
Organism: Haliaeetus leucocephalus (bald eagle)
Lineage: Eukaryota; Metazoa; Chordata; Aves; Accipitriformes; Accipitridae
Gene: PRMT7
Product: protein arginine methyltransferase 7
Exons: 15
Coding region: 104-1660 (518 amino acids)
Biological process (GO): peptidyl-arginine methylation
Molecular function (GO): protein-arginine N-methyltransferase activity
Source: RefSeq, a predicted model, not a curated record
UGUGUUUGUUUUUUUUUCCCACAGCCAGUAUUUUGGGUAUUACACUGAAGCCAAAGCAGCAAGACCACACGUAAUACAUAAAUAACACAAAUUGAGAUUGAUUAUGAAGACCUUUUGUGGAAGAGCUAAUCCAACCACUGGUGCAAUGGAGUGGUUAGAAGAGGAUGAGAACUAUGACUACCAUCAGGAAAUCGCAAGGUCACGCUAUGCAGAUAUGCUUCAUGAUAAAGACAGAAAUACAAAGUAUUAUCAAGGUAUUCGUGCUGCAGUGAACAGAGUAAAAGAAAGAGGUGAGAAAGCAAUUGUUCUAGACAUAGGGACUGGCACAGGGCUCCUGUCUAUGAUGGCAGCUUCAGCAGGUGCAGAUUUCUGCUAUGCAGUUGAGGUUUUCAAGCCCAUGGCUAAUGCUGCUGUGAAGAUAGUAGAGAAAAAUGGUUUUCGUGACAAGAUCAAGGUAAUCAACAAGCACUCCACUGAAGUCACAGUUGGGCCAGAUGGAGAUAUGCAGUGUCGUGCAAACAUCCUGGUAACAGAAUUAUUUGAUACAGAGCUGAUAGGAGAAGGAGCUUUACCAACCUACGAGCAUGCACAUAAAUACCUUGUACAGAAUAAAGCUGUUGGAGUACGUAUUAUAAAUCACAGAGGACCAGAGGAGAAUAAAGCAGAUGUUUGUGUUGAGAGUCCUGUUUGUAGAUGUCAGGCUCAUCUUCUUUGGAAUAGACCGCGCUUUGGGGCAUUAAAUGAUCAGAACCGAACAUCCCAAUACAUCAAGUCUUUGAUGAAAGUUCUGAAAACAGAUAGUGUUUGCCUCUGUAUCAGUGAUGGCAGUCUACUGCCUGUGCUGGCUCACUAUCUUGGAGCAAAGCAGGUGUUUACAUUAGAAAACUCUGCUGUGGCCUGUUCUGUCAUGGAAAAAGUUUUUAAAACAAAUCAUCUUGACGAUAAAAUUAAAAUAAUAGAAGCACGUCCCGAGUUGCUGACGACUUCUCAUUUGGAAGACAAAAAGAUUUCUGUUCUUGUGGGAGAGCCAUUUUUUACUACAAGUUUGUUGCCGUGGCAUAACCUGUAUUUCUGGUAUGCUAGGACAGCUGUGACCAGUCACCUUACCAACAAUGUCACCAUCCUACCUCAAUCUGCGUCUUUGCACAUGAUGAUUGUGGAAUUUCAGGACUUAUGGAGAAUCCGGAGUCCAUGUGGCACCUGUGAAGGUUUUGAUGUCCAGACUAUGGAUGAUAUGAUUAAAAAUUCUCUGAAUUUUAGGGAAUCCAGGGAAGCAGAACCUCACCCUCUGUGGGAAUAUCCUUGCAAGUCACUCUCUGACCCUCAGGAAGUUUUGACAUUUGACUUCAGAAAGACUGUACCACAACAUGGUCUUGGCACAGAGGGUUCUGUAAAUCUUUUACGAAAAGGAAAGAGCCACGGAGCAGUUCUGUGGAUGGAAUAUCAUCUUGCUGCUGAUAUCUCUGUUAGUACAGGACUGAUGCAAAUUUCAAAUGAAAAGGGAAACUGUGAAUGGAAUCCCCACUGCAAGCAAGCUGUCUAUUUCUUCAGUUCUGUUAUUGAAUCAGAAAUUCUGUCAGACCCUCCUAGUGCUGUCUCGUAUGCUAUAAAUUUCGACACAAAGACAGGAGAGAUUGCCAUGGAUUUUAAGCUAUUGUAAAAUACUUUCCUCUUACUCAUAUACCUAAAUUGUAUUAAACUUUACAUAGUAUUUUUUUUGUAUGGCAGAGGGAUUUUUUUAUUGUGCUCAGAGAGCAAACUGUCUGUUCUGAAAUGUACUUGAAAUCUUAUUAGUUUUGUUUUCAAAAUAUAUAGUUGGGGAGGUAGAGAGGAACCUUUUCUUAAGGGCAGGUUUUCCUCACAGGGUUUAUAUACAUACAUACACAUACUUGUUAUUAUCUGUUUUAGUAAAACUCUGGUAUUUGGGGGGUUUGAAUAGUGUUAUGGAGCUACAAAACAGUUGACUUACUGACUAUUGCAUGGCAUAUCUGUGGGUGAAAAACUAAAAAAAACUAAACCUUACACUAGCAUUAGAU